CACUUCCUUCCUCCAAUGCUUCUCCACUGCUACACCUCAACCUUCUCCCUCAUCUCCUCCUCUCUCCACCAUCCCGACGAAUCUCAAGACACAGUAAUCCGUCGCCGCCACAACUCUAGAUCCCUCUCUCUCUUCACCCGCCACAAUCAAACCCUAAAACACAACAACAAACCCCCAGAAACCUUCCUUCCUCCUCCUCCUCCGCGUCACGACGAUGAUAACGACAACGACAGAUCGAAGCUGCUCGAGCUCUCUCUCGUGACAAGAAGAACCCCACAGUUCCCUGGCUCAAUCUACGCCCAAUCUGCCUCCGAUCCCGACAUCGCCUCCUCUCUUCCUCCCCUCCGUAACUUCCUCUGCUCCUCCGAUGAUGAUGAGAGGGAGAUGAUAGCUAAGGCGCUGGAGAUUAGGAGGAAAGUGACGAAGGAGAUUAUUAAAGAGUGUUUGGUGAGGAAAGGGAGGUUUGGGAUCACGUAUGCGACUAAUGUCACUGAUCGUUUGGGUGAGUUUGUUGAUCAUCUUAUGAUUGAAGCUGCGGCGUUGAAGAGGUUACCGGAAUAUUCGGAGACGAGGUUUAAUAUUCGCGCUAGGACGGUGAUAGAGGACUCCAACUUUGUCCCGCUUGUAAGGUGGUUGAAGUACAAUGAGUUUUCAUACAAUAGAAUUGGGAAGGUCAUAUGCAUGUCCAAAGGAAACCUUGACUCCAUAAGAAUCAUGAUCGAGUGGCUCAAAUCCAUUCAUGUGAAAGGUGAAUUAAUCGCAGUUGCCUUGUUGAGAUCUGGAGACAACAUCUUGCAACGUAGCCGCAAAGAGCUGGACGAGAUUGUUGAGUAUCUAGAGAGCAAUGGUGUGAGGAGAGAUUGGAUGGGAUACGUGGUUGGUCGAUGUCCCGAGUUGCUUUCUUUCAGCAUGGAAGAAGUCAAAACCCGUGUUGAUUUCUUUUUGCUAAUGGGUAUGAAUCAGAAGGACUUUGGCACUAUGGUGUUUGAUUAUCCAAAGAUACUUGGGUUCUUUUCGUUCCAAGAGAUGGAGAAAAAGAUAAAUUACCUGAAAGAGUUUGGGCUUAGCACAGAAGAUGUAGGGAGACUAUUAGCCUUCAAGCCACACCUCAUGGGUUGCAGUAUCGAAGAAAGAUGGAAGCCUCUGGUAAAAUAUUUGUACUACCUUGGAAUCUCCAAAGAAGGAAUGAAAAGAAUUCUUGUCGUGAAACCAAUUCUUUACUGCAUUGAUUUGGAGAAGACAAUCGCACCAAAGGUUAGAUUUUUCCAGGAAAUGGGUAUUCCUAACGAGGCAAUUGGUAACAUGAUAGUAAAGUUUCCUUCAUUACUAACCAAUAGCCUCUACAAGAAAAUCAGACCAGUGGUGAUUUUUCUGUUGACGAGAGCAGGAGUAAGGCAGAAGGAUAUUGGUAAAGUUAUAGCAAUGGAUCCAGCUCUACUUGGAUGCAGCAUAGGGACGAAGUUUGAACCCAACAUGAGAUACUAUGUAUCGUUAGGGAUCAGAAUCCAUCAACUAGGUGAAAUGAUUUCUGACUUCCCUAUGCUGCUCAGAUAUAACGUUGAUAUACUACGUCCUAAAUACACUUACUUGAGAAGAACAAUGAUCCGUCCGCUUCAAGAUCUCAUUGAGUUUCCUAGGUUCUUUAGUUACUCACUGGAGCGUAGGAUAAUACCAAGGCACAACAUAAUGGUUGAGAAGAGAGUUAACUUCAAGCUCAGGUACAUGUUGGCUUGUACUGAUGAAGAAUUUGAGAGGAGAGUGACAGAGAAAGUGGAGAGAAGAGAGAGAUUCGAAGCUGGUCUUGACUCCGGUGAGGACUCUCAAUUGCUGGAUGAGACCAGCUCCGACGAAGAGGUUGCUUUCUCAGAUUCUGAGGAAGCAGAGGAGGAAUGA
Molecule: messenger RNA, 1893 nt
Organism: Eruca vesicaria subsp. sativa (arugula)
Lineage: Eukaryota; Viridiplantae; Streptophyta; Magnoliopsida; Brassicales; Brassicaceae
Source: the annotation of a GenBank genome assembly